AACUGUUAUUGUGUUUCAGAAACAAUGCAUGUGGAAAUAUUGAUAUUUCUCCUGCUGAUGACGGAUGCAACAUGCACCUCUGUCAGUGGCUGUCACACCAGUUAUAGUGCAGCGUACCAGGGUAACGUCACCGACUGUCAAAGACAGAAUCUCACUCAAGUGCCAUCAGAUCUUCCAAAGGACAUUGUAGGUUUGGAUUUACAAAAUAAUCUUCUCACCCGAAUAUCCAACAACAGUUUUAGCGCUUUACGUGACCUGAGAUUCCUUUAUCUGAGUGCCAAUCCGUUAAAUACAUUGCAGAGAGAUGCUUUCAAAGGUCUUGGUAAACUGGAAGCCUUGAAAAUGAGUUGUGACACGCUUUCAUUGGACAAGACAACAUACCCAGAUGGACUGUUCGAGUAUUUGGUUAGUCUGAGGCAAUUGGUUCUGUUAGGAAGUAUAAAUAACGAAGGACAAUUUCCUACUGAUAUUGUACAAGGUCUACACAGCCUAGAAAAGCUUUAUAUUAACUCCUGGCCUAAAGACGGAAAAUGGCCCCAAUUAGAACAGUUGAAAGACACCCUCACACUUCUGAAUAUCAAUACCAUAGGUAUACCUGUUAUUGGAAACACAACCUUUCAAGCUUUGCGUGAUAUUCCACUUAAAAUAUUAAAUUUCAACGGUGUUGUUAGAAAUAUAGAAGCAGGAGCAUUUUGUCCUUUUAAGAACCUAACCAAUUUGCUAAUUGGCCUCUCGCAUGGAAGCACGACCAAGUUCGUCUCCAUAACAAGAGCUCUUCGGUGUUUGGCUGGAAGACAUAUGGAGGAAAUAAUACUGUCUCGAGUUGUUACCACAGGAGAAACCAGUGUGACUCUAACAAAGGAAAUGUUCGGUUAUCUUGCAGAUAUAUGUGUGAAAAAGCUAGACGUGUCUCGUAAUAAGAUUACACAAGUUGAUGAUAAUGCCAUAACCAAUUCGACUUUCUUCAGAUGUAUCGAAUAUCUAGACUUGUCUCGAAACUUGUUGAAUGGGAAAUUGCUCCCUGCUGCAAAAAAUAUGUACAUGAUGGAAAAUCUGAAAUAUCUGGAUUUGUCUCGGGGUACAAAAUUGAGCUUUUCUAUCAGCCACAAAUAUAAUACCACAAAACGAGGAGGGGUGUAUUUUCCCAUACCUCCUAAUCUAAGUUAUGUAAACCUCAGCAGAUCUGCCAAUGCUAACCAUGUGCGUAUCAGUUUAACACUGACACAAAGCGAUCAUCUAUCUGUGUUAGAUUUCUCUAGAAAUGAUCUUUUAGACAUUCCGUCAUAUUUGAAAUGUUGUAAAAAUCUGAAUCUCUUGGACAUAUCCCAUAUGAAGAUCAGCCAGAAUGUAUUCAACAACACCAACAUGGUGACGAAUCUCCAAAUAUUGCUUGUUCACGAUGUGACGUCAGAUGAUGACAUGUUUGUGUCCCCAUCUGAACCUUUUUUCAAUGUCAUGCCCAAACUAACAAGACUCGAUUUGUCAGGCAAUAAUCUGCAGCUUAUCAACAAAAAUACAUUGAGAAACUUUAACAAAUUGGAAAACCUUUCUCUUGCACGAAAUCGACUGGAUGACGUAGCAGAAGAUCUCCUGAUGAUGGCUAGGCUAAAACAUUUGGAUAUGACAUCGAAUUCCCUGUCAGUCAUCCGUAAACAGCAACAGACAAUGCUCGAUGACUUUGUUGUGAAUAACGGUUCGUUCUACCUCUACCUAACAGGCAACAUCUUCAGCUGCAGCUGUGGAACUCUUCACUUCAUACAAUGGUUACUGGAAACUGAUGUCACUUUAGAUCACCAUGGCAACUACAGCUGCAUCCUUGGUGAUGGAACGUUGUCUGAUACAGCUUCCUUUUAUGCAAGCAGGACAUUUCAGUGGAGAACAUGUGUUGGUCAGUUCUGGUUGGCGGUGGCCAUAGUUGGAAACUUGGUUGCACUGUUGUCUUUACUUGUAGCUUUUCUUUUCAAGAAAUAUUUCCCCAAAAUAGAACACCGCGUAUUGGAUAUCCUUGGUUAUAACCCAAGACGCCGACCACAAAGGGAGGAUUUUGAUUAUGAUGCCUACAUAUGCUAUGAGAGUGCUGAGUAUCAUUGGCCAUGUCAUUGUCUCUUCAAGGAGCUCCCCAAAGUCUCCCCUGGUAUAAGACUGUACCUGCCCGACUUACAUGACCCUGUAGGGUGUUCCCAGGCUGAAGUGACCAUUAAUACUUUGUCGAGAAGCUGGAAGAUUGUUAUCGUGCUUACAGAGAACUUCCUGAGAGACGAGUGGAUACACUUUACUGUCCUGUCUAUUGUGAGGCUGAUGUCCGUGAACAACGCAAUCACGGACCGGGUCCUGCUUCUGUACAGGGAUAUGCCCUUGGCAGCGAGAGCUCGAGUUCCUCGUCUUCUCCUCAACGUGGUUUCAGAGGAACACAUUCUGGACGUGGAGGAACACCCCCAGUUCUGGACACAUCUGUGUCAGCGUAUCCUCAACGCUGAUCCCGCAGCCUUAUUCUAAAGCUUAACAUUUGAUGUUUAAUACAAUAUAUUUAAUAACUUUACGACAAUGUCAAAAGUGAGAUUAGUUCUGUUCAUGAGGAAAUUGACUGAAAGUUCGAAGCAUAUGAAAGAAAGGUACAAAGUUUCCAACAAAUAUACUGAGGGGUUAUAAAUGGGAAACAAAUGUAUAAUGCUGUUGACAAUUUUGUAGUCAUAAAGAACCUGAAUGUUCACACCCACGAGGAUAAGGAUUCGCGAGUGACAAAGAACAAGGUGUUGGCGCUUCUGCCUGACGAUCUGGAACUACGCAAACAAUGUUAAAAUGAAAGGAAGGAGGCCUAGAGGAAAUAUACCCACGUUUAGUCAGAGCAACUAUGGAUUCUUUGGAAGCAAAAGCUGAAGUUAUGAAGGCUAAAUCUACGCUGAAAGUAUCUCGUAAACAUGGGGUUAUUAUACUGAACAUUGCACAACACCUGAGGAGUGAAUGAAGCCCUACAUCAAGAUGUGAGGUUGCAGUACGCGUGAUUGACUACAUAACAGACUCUUUUAACGUUUCCAUGGGUACUAAGCAAGGUUGCAAAUUGUCACAACUCUAUUUUCUCUAUAUAUAAAUGAUGUUGCCAAGUUGAUAACAACUCACAAAUGGGGUGUACCAUUGGAUAACGAAUGUUACCCAUUUUGUUAUACGCUGAUGAUAAUGCGUUGUUAGCUCAAAAUAAAAAAUAUCUGCAACAUAUGUUAGAUAUUGUAAGUACUUGGUGUUUAAAAUGGUGUAUUAGUAUUAAUGACAAAAUCAAAAUUGUCUGUUUUCGGGAAAAAAAAUCUAUUUUUAGAUCUUGUUAUAAGUUUUAUUGUUACAAUACUCACAUUUCUUAUGACAGCGCUUAUCGUCAUUUAGGAUUGUGUUUAAAAGAAUAUUUAGACAUGCACAAGACUGUGAAAGAGCUUUGUUAGUCCGCUAGUAGAGCGUUAUCUGCUCUGUACACUAAGUAUAUUUAUGCUGUUGGAAUGUCACAUUAUGUUUUUUUACGAAGUUGUAUAAAUCGCUGGUAGAACCAGUUUUGUUUUAUGGUGCCAUUAUAUGGGUCUUUCAUAGUUUUAAAGAAGUUGAAGUUGUGCAAAAUAAGGCUGCCUGAAUGUAUCUUGGUUUAAGUAAACAUGCACCUGUUCUUGCAAGUAGAGGGGAUAUGGGCUGGUAUUCUGCCUGAUAUUAUUGUUUGGAUGUUUUACCACUUCUUACUCGAAAUCAGACUGGGUGUUAAAUGCUGUGUUGGGUAUAUUAAAAACGUUUUAUUUCAGGAUGACGUAGUUAAUUUUCACACUUCGUUUUGGAAUGUUAAGUGUAAUGUAAAUGGAAAUAAGUUAAGUACUUGCAGAAAAUUUAAGUUUACACCUGCUGUUGAAUUCUAUGUUAAAAAUAUUAUGUAUAGAGACCACCGCCGUCUUUUAGCCAAGUUUAGAUGUUGAAUUUUACCUUUGUUUGUUGAGGGGGGCACGGAUGGCCAAGUCGUCAAAGGCGCCGCGAUUCGCUGUGCAGAGUUGCGUCCCUUGGGCACGCCAGAAACCUAUGAUUGUAGGUUCGAAUCCGGGUUCGCCCAAAUU
Molecule: messenger RNA, 4079 nt
Organism: Haliotis rufescens (red abalone)
Lineage: Eukaryota; Metazoa; Mollusca; Gastropoda; Lepetellida; Haliotidae
Product: CD180 antigen-like
Exons: 1
Coding region: 25-2496 (823 amino acids)
Biological process (GO): signal transduction
Molecular function (GO): protein binding
Source: RefSeq, a predicted model, not a curated record